UCAGGCAAGCCUCAGUAAGGAUGUCAGUCCACAAGCUCAUCUGUCCAUCGACCUGGCACCUCUCAACCAGCUGCAGUGCAGACUAGAACCACUGGGCUAUCUGUCAUGGAGGCAGGAACCACAGGGUAAUCCGUGCAAGACUCCAGGACCACCCGGCCUGGCUCAGCAGGCAGUAGCAGUGGAUCCACUGGGGCUGGAACAGCAGGAGCAGGGCGCCAGACCACAGCUCCAUCAUCCCAGGGCUCUGGCACCACUGGACCAUCUUCUGUUGUCUCUCAGACUUCAAGCCAGUCUAAGGAAGGAUCUGAAUCCACAGGCUCAUCUGUCAUAGGAUCUGAUUCCACUUCAACCUCAUUGGUGUACCCAUGGGCACCACUGGAUUCUCUUCUACCCUGCUGGGCACUACUGCUUCCUCGGUGGGCAUUGUCACAACCACAAGAGUUUUUCCUCAGGGAUCCUCUGCUGACACAGCUCCAGCAGUGUGCCGUGGUCCACUGGGAGAAGAAAAAGUGCCUGGAGACACAUGGACGGCCAACUGCCACCAGUGCACCUGCAUGGCUGCCAGGUCUGUGGACUGCAGACCCCGGGAGUGCCCCGCCCCACCCACAUGUGGAGCCGGAGAGAAGGUGGUCACCUUCUCAUCUAGUGAUACAUACCUGCUGUGACAUUGGACACUAUGGUGAGUCAUACCAGCAUGUUUAAAAAAAUAUUAAUAAAAACUUCAGAGGGUCAUAUAGCAUAAUGGUUCAGCAAAAAGACUUAUUCCUGAGGCUCCUAGGUCCCAGGUUCAAAACCCCACACCAACAUAAGCCAGAACUGAACAGUUCUCUGGUAAAACAGAAAAAGGAGGGGGCUGGUGGUGACACACUUGGUUGAGCGCACAUGUUACAAGGUGCAAGGAUGUGGUUCAAGUCCCCAUCCCCCACCUACAGGGGGAAAGCUUUGUGUCUCUGUCUCUUUCCCUCUCUACCUCUCCUUACCCUCUCGACUUCUAGCUGCCUCUAUCCAAUAAAUAAAAGUAAUAA
Molecule: messenger RNA, 1025 nt
Organism: Erinaceus europaeus (western European hedgehog)
Lineage: Eukaryota; Metazoa; Chordata; Mammalia; Eulipotyphla; Erinaceidae
Product: apomucin-like
Exons: 3
Coding region: 366-665 (99 amino acids)
Molecular function (GO): protein binding
Source: RefSeq, a predicted model, not a curated record